This is a messenger RNA of Opisthocomus hoazin, 13602 nucleotides long. NCBI's taxonomy places the organism in Eukaryota, Metazoa, Chordata, Aves, Opisthocomiformes, Opisthocomidae. The record is from RefSeq and is a predicted model, not a curated record.
AUGGUCUGCGAGCCAGCUGCCAUGCAACUGAGCUACUUUGGCUGUGAUUUUGGCAGAAGCAGUAACUUGUUUUUCCCACCUUGCCUGCAACUGAGCAAAGAGGAAGGGAAGUCUACUUACACUGUCCCCUUGGUUGAAACCAUGUUGGGUAUUUCAGUAGCAGAAGGAAUGAUUAGUUGUGGCUACUUAGUCUUCAAAGAGAGAAGUAAGAAACUUUUUAGCAAGAAAAAAUUGAAAAGGAAACAGAAGACUAAAUUGAAAGUAAAAACACGCAACAAGACUGAAAACCUAGAAAGUACGAUAACUAUACCAGAUAUCAGAUUACAUAGCAACCCUUCAGCUUUUAAUGUUUACUGCAAUGUCCGCCAUUGUGUGUUGGAGUGGCAAAAAAAGGAAGCAUCUGUAUCUUUGGCUUCAAAGAACAGUGUACAGAGUGGGGAUUCGGACAGUGACGAAGAGGAGGAAUCCAAAGAGCCGCCUAUUAAACUUCCAAAGAUCAUUGAAGUCGGAUUAUGUGAAGUCUUUGAACUGAUAAAGGAGACAAGAUUUUCUCAUCCAUCCUUGUGUCUCAGGAGCUUACAAGCGCUACUUAAUGUGCUCCAGGGCCAGCAACCAGAAGGCCUGCAAUCAGAGCCCCCUGAAGUCCUAGAAUCCCUGUUCCAACUUCUUCUGGAGAUAACUGUCCGUAGCACGGGAAUGAAUGACAGUACAGGACAGUCCUUGACAGCACUUUCCUGCGCUUGCCUCUUCAGUUUGGUAGCUGCAUGGGGAGAGACAGGAAGAACGUUGCAAGCAAUCUCUGCUAUCCUCACCAAUAAUGGCAGCCAUGCUUGCCAGACUAUUCAGGUGCCAACCAUUUUAAACUCUCUUCAGCGGAGUGUACAGGCAGUUCUGGUGGGCAAAAUCCAAAUCCAGGACUGGUUCAGUAAUGGGAUAAAGAAGGCAGCCUUGAUGCACAAGUGGUUAUUGAAGGAAAUAUCUGUAGAUGAAGAUGACCAGUGCCUACUUCAGAGUGAUGGGUUUUUCCUCUAUCUCUUAUGUAAAGAUGGACUUUACAAAAUUGGCUCUGGAUAUAGUGGGACAGUGCGGGGCCAUAUAUAUAAUUCUACAUCCCGCAUCAAAAACAGGAAGGAAAAAAAGUCUUGGUUAGGCUAUGCUCAGAUUGUGGAAGAUGAGGAACGUCUGAUGGUACUGGGUUAUUUAUUGUAUAGAGAUGCACAUAAUCACAGUAUGACAGCCAUAAGAAUAAACCCUGAAACUCUGGAACAAGACGGUACAGUUGCUUUGCCAGGUAUGAACCUCCAGAUACGAGAAGAUGGUUAUAGUUUACUGUUUACAUGCUAUGUAUUUUCAGAUUGUCGUACUGAAGGGCAGAAUAUCCUUUUCACUGAUGGUGAAUAUAUUAAUCAAAUAGCUGCAUCUAGAGAUGAUGGCUUUGUAGUGCGAAUAUUUGCAACAAGUACUGAGCCAGUACUGCAACAAGAACUGCAGCUCAAGCUUGCAAGAAAAUGCUUACAUGCCUGUGGUAUCUCAUUGUUUGAUCUGGAAAAAGACUUGCACAUUAUCAGUACGGGGUUUGAUGAGGAAUCCGCUGUCCUUGGUGCUGGAAGGGAGUUUGCACUGAUGAAAACUGCGAGUGGAAAGUUCUCUGUUGGACAUGAUGGCUCACAUGCCUUACUUGUUGCUGAGGAUGGAAGCAUAUUCUUCACAGGUUCUGCUAGUAAAGGAGAGGAUGGCGAAUCGACUAAAAGCAGACGACAGUCAAAACCAUAUAAGCCUAAAAAAAUUAUUAAAAUGGAAGGAAAGAUUGUCAUAUCUACAGCGUGCAAUAAUGGAAGUAGUUCUGUAAUUUCAAAAGAUGGAGAACUCUACAUGUUUGGAAAAGAUGCCAUUUACUCUGAUAGCACAAGUUUAGUAACAGAUUUGAAAGGCCAUUUUGUGACUCAGGUAGCCAUGGGCAAAGCUCACACCUGUGUGUUAAUGAAGAAUGGAGAAGUUUGGACUUUUGGCGUAAAUAAUAAAGGACAGUGUGGACGAGACACAGGCUCCAUGAGCCAGGGAGGAAAAGGUUUUGGAGUUGAGAACAUGGCAACAGCAAUGGAUGAAGACCUAGAAGAGGAACUGGAUGAAAAAGACGAGAAGUCCAUGAUGUGUCCUCCAGGCAUGCAUAAAUGGAAGCUGGAGCAGUGUAUGGUGUGCACUGUAUGUGGAGAUUGCACAGGCUAUGGAGCUAGCUGUGUUAGUAGUGGGCGUCCUGACAGAGUGCCUGGAGGAAUCUGUGGCUGUGGCUCAGGUGAGUCGGGCUGCGCGGUAUGUGGCUGCUGCAAGGCGUGUGCUAGAGAACUGGAUGGCCAGGAAGCAAGGCAAAGAGGAAUCCUUGAUGCUGUAAAGGAGAUGAUACCUUUAGAUCUCUUGCUGGCUGUCCCUGUUCCUGGAGUUAAUAUUGAAGAACACCUUCAGUUACGGCAAGAAGAAAAGCGGCAACGUGUAAAUAGGAGACAUAGAUUGGAAGAAGGAAGAGAUGGAAGUGGAGAAAGAGGUGAGAAGGAUGCCAGCAAAAUCACAACCUAUCCCCCAGGGGCUGUCCGCUUUGACUGUGAGCUGCGAGCCGUACAAGUCAGCUGUGGAUUUCACCAUUCAGUGGUUUUGAUGGAGAAUGGUGAUGUUUACACAUUUGGAUACGGACAGCAUGGGCAACUUGGACAUGGUGAUGUUAAUUCCAGUGACAGGAGUUACUGCUGGUUUCCACUGACCCGCUCCACUGUAGCAGCCCGCGGUGAACCUGGAUUUACAGCACGGUGGCCAGCUGCCCCAAGGGCCGCCUUGCCAUGCCCGGCAGCUUGCCCUCGCCUGGAUCAGUACCAUGGACAGCGAUUGGUCGAACGGUUAGGGCGGGACGAGUUUGCAAAGACCGCAUCUGCUCCCAGAAGUGCUUACUCUUCGGGAUGGAAGAGGGUUUCGGUGUGGACAGCCAAAACGCAUUUGGACCUUCUGCAGGAUCCAGAAGUUGAACUGAAGAGACGGUACUUGAUCUGGUUCCCUAAAGGUCAGCUUGGUAGACCAAUUCUGGAUAUGCCCUACUGGAAUGCAAAACCAGCACCUAUGCCUAAUAUAGGCUCUAAAUAUGGACGCAAAGCAACGUGGAUUGGAGCAAGUGGAGACCAGACUUUUCUCCGGAUUGACGAAGCUCUCAUUAAUUCUCAUGUGCUUGCUACAUCAGAGAUCUUUGCAAGCAGGCAUAUAAUAGGUUUGGUACCAGCUUCAAUAUCAGAACCUCCACCUUUUAAAUGUCUUCUGAUAAACAAAGUAGAUGGCAGUUGCAAAACAUUCAAUGAUUCUGAGCAGGAAGACCUUCAAGGUUCUGGUGUGUGUCUGGAUCCUGUCUAUGAUGUUAUUUGGAGGUUUCGACCAAAUGCUAGGGAACUGUGGAGUUACAAUGCAGUAGUUGCUGAUUCCAGACUUCCCUCAGCUCCAGACAUGCAAUCCCGGUGUAGUAUUUUGAGUCCAGAACUUGCUCUACCAACAGGUUCCAAAGCUCUAACCACCAGAUCUCAUGCAGCUUUGCACAUUCUAGGUUGUCUUGAUACUUUGGCUGCUAUGCAGGACUUGAAAAUGGGUGUAGCAAAUACAGAAGAGGAGACUCAAGCAGUAAUGAAAGUUUAUUCUAAAGAAGACUAUAGUGUUGUUAACAGAUUUGAAAGUCAUGGAGGAGGCUGGGGUUAUUCAGCCCACUCAGUAGAAGCUAUCCGUUUCUGUGCCGAUACAGAUAUUUUGUUAGGUGGUCUUGGUCUUUUUGGAGGUAGGGGUGAAUACACUGCUAAAAUAAAGUUGUUUGAGUUGGGUCCAGAUGGGGGAGACCAUGAGACUGAUGGAGACCUUCUUGCUGAAACAGAUGUCUUGGCAUAUGAUUGUGCUGCUAGAGAGAAGUAUGCAAUGAUGUUUGAUGAACCAGUACUCCUACAAGCUGGCUGGUGGUAUGUAGCCUGGGCAAGAGUGUCAGGACCUAGCAGUGAUUGUGGAUCUCACGGACAGGCCUCUAUUACAACAGAUGAUGGGUUGCCAACAAGUGAUGGCAGUGCAUCCAAAGGAAAACAGCAAACCAGUGAACCUGUGCAUAUUUUAAAGAGAUCUUUUGCGAGAACUGUCUCAGUGGAAUGCUUUGAAUCUUUAUUGAGCAUUCUUCACUGGAGCUGGACAACGCUGGUGCUGGGAGUUGAAGAACUUCGUGGACUUAAAGGGUUCCAAUACACAGCUACUCUUCUAGAUUUAGAAAGGUUGCGUUUUGUGGGCACUUGCUGCCUCAGGUUGCUGAGGGUCUACACCUGUGAAAUAUAUCCAAUAUCAGCUACGGCUAAGGCAGUUGUAGAGGAAACCAGCAAACUCGCAGAUUGCAUUGGAAAAACUAGGACCUUGCUGAGAAAAAUUUUAUCAGAAGGAGUUGAUCAUUGCAUGGUGAAGUUGGACAACGAUCCACAAGGAUAUCUCAGUCAGCCUCUCAGUCUUUUAGAAGCAGUUCUGCAGGAAUCCAACGCCGGCUCUCCAGACAUCCAGGAAGCAAACUUCAAAACCUCCAGCAGCCGCCUUCUUGCCGCUGUUAUGUCGGCUCUCUGCCAUACUUCAGUAAAACUGACCUCUAUCUUUCCUAUUGCUUAUGAUGGGGAGGCGUUGCUGCGAUCGAUGGUUAAACAAGUCAGCACUGAGAAUGACUCUGCUCUGGCCCAUCGGUUUCCUCUUUUGGUUGCACACAUGGAAAAACUUAGUCAGAGUGAAGAAAACGUUUCAGGGAUGACAAGCUUCCGGGAAGUACUGGAAAAGAUGUUGGUCAUUGUUGUUUUGCCAGUACGGAACAGCCUUAGAAGAGAAAAUGAACUUUUCUCUUCGCAUCUGGUUUCUAAUACUUGUGGGUUGCUUGCUAGUAUUGUGAGUGAGCUUACAGCAUCAUCAUUAGGAUCUGAGGUUGAUGGGCUGAACUCUCUCCAUUCUGUCAAAUCCACUCCAAACCGAUUCACUAAAACAAGUCAGGGAAGAAGCUGGAAUACUGGGAAUGGAUCCCCUGAUGCGAUUUGUUUCUCUGUCGACAAACCGGGUGUAGUUGUAGUAGGCUUUUCUGUUUAUGGUGGAGGAGGAAUUCACGAGUAUGAGUUGGAGGUACUGGUUGAUGAUAGUGAUCAUACUGGAGAUUCAACUCAUUCUCAUAGAUGGACCUCUUUAGAGUUGGUUAAAGGAACUUAUACGACAGAUGAUUCUCCCAGUGACAUAGCUGAGAUCAGACUUGACAAAGUUGUGCCGCUGAAGGAAAAUGUGAAGUAUGCAGUUCGUUUGAGGAAUUAUGGAAGCCGGACUGCCAAUGGAGAUGGAGGAAUGACCACAGUUCAGUGUCCAGAUGGUGUAACAUUUACAUUUAGUACAUGUAGUCUGAGCAGUAAUGGCACAAACCAAACACGAGGACAAAUUCCACAGAUUCUUUAUUACAGGAGUGAGUAUGAUGGAGAUCUGCAAUCACAGCUUCUGAAUAAAGCUAAUGAAGAAGAUAAGAAUUGUAGCAGGGCUCUUUCUGUCGUGAGCGCUGUUGUACGAGCAGCCAAAGACCUGUUGCACAGGGCUCUUGCUGUAGAUGCUGAAGACAUUCCAGAACUACUCAGCUCUUCCAGUCUGUUUUCAAUGCUGCUUCCCCUCAUAAUAGCCUACAUAGGACCUGUAGCAGCAGCCAUUCCCAAGGUUGCUGUUGAGGUCUUUGGCCUAGUGCAACAGGUACUUCCUUCUGUGGCAGUUCUCAAUCAGAAAUACGCCCCUCCAGCUUUUAACCCAAAUCAGUCUACAGACAGCACCACCGGAAACCAGCCGGAGCAAGGGCUCUCAGCUUGUACUACCUCCAAUCACUAUGCUGUUGUAGAAAGUGAGCAUCCUUAUAAACCUGCCUGUGUCACGCACUAUAAGGUGACUUUUCCUGAAUGUGUCAGGUGGAUAACGAUAGAGUUUGACACUCAGUGUGGCACUGCUCAGUCCGAGGAUGUUCUUCGUUUACUAAUUCCUGUCAGAAUUGCACAGAGUCUGGGAUUUGGACCAAAGCAUACUUCUGUUCAUGAAAACCUUAAUUCAUGGAUAGAACUGAAGAAAUUCUGUGGAUCUUCAGGGUGGCCUACCAUGGUAUUAGUAUUGCCAGGAAACGAAGCUCUCUUUUCUCUGGAGACUGCGUCAGACUACGUGAAAGAUGAAAAGGCUUGUUUUUAUGGUUUCAAGUGUUAUGCAAUUGGAUAUGAAUUUAGUCCAGGAUCUGAUGAGGGUAUUAUUCAGCUGGAGAAAGAAUUGGCCAAUUUAGGAGGAUCAUGUGCAGCAGCUUUGAUGAAAAAAGAUCUAGCGCUUCCUAUUGGCUUGGCACUAUCUCACUCACCAACCAUUUUGGAAGCUCUUGAAGGAAGUCUUCCACUUCAGGUACAAAGCAACGAGCAGUCAUUUCUGGAGGAUUUCAUUGCUUGUGUACCAGGAUCAAGUGGGGGACGACUUGCAAGGUGGCUUCAGCCAGAUUCGUAUGCAGAUCCUCAAAAAACAUCGCUGAUUUUGAAUAAGGAUGACAUUCGAUGUGGUUGGCCAACUGUUAUUACAGUGCAAACAAAAGACCAGUAUGGGGAUGUUGUUCAUGUUCCUAAUAUGAAAGUAGAAGUCAAAGCUAUUCCCGUUUCUCAGAAAAAAACAUCUUUGCAACAGGAACAAGUUAAAAAGGUGCAACGGAUACCAGGGAGUCCUGCAUCAGCUGCUUCCCCUAGCAGUGAUAUGACCUUUGGAGGACUGCCUUCACCAAAGCUUGAUUCUUCCUAUGAGCCAAUGAUAGUAAAAGAAGCUCGAUAUAUUGCUAUUACAAUGAUGAAGGCAUAUGAAAAUUAUUCUUUUGAAGAGCUACGCUUUGCCUCACCAACACCAAAGAGACCCAGUGAAAACAUGUUGAUCAGAGUCAAUAAUGAUGGUACAUACUGUGCAAACUGGACUCCUGGAGCUGUUGGUCUCUAUACCAUUCAUGUUACUAUAGAUGGCAUUGAAAUAGAUGCUGGACUAGAAGUGAAAGUAAAAGAUCCUCCAAAGGGAAUGAUACCUCCUGGAACCCAACUUAUUAAACCAAAAGCAGAGCCUCAGCCAAACAAGGUUCGCAAAUUUGUGGCCAAGGACAGUGCAGGGCUUCGUAUCCGUAGCCACCCUUCCCUUCAGAGUGAGCAAAUAGGCAUAGUGAAAGUCAAUGGAUCCAUCACUUUCAUUGACGAGAUCCACAAUGAUGAUGGUGUUUGGCUGAGGCUGAAUGAUGAGACAAUAAAGAAGUAUGUUCCUAACAUGAAUGGUUACACUGAAGCCUGGUGUCUCUCUUUUAACCAACAUCUUGGCAAGAGCCUUCUGGUACCUGUUGACAAUGUCUUUAAUGCUAGCCAAGGAGUAAGUGAUUUGGACUUUUUUUCAUGGACUUCCAAAGCUUUACCCCCUAAGGAAUCUAGGUCUAAUACUGAUGGUUUUUUCAAAGACCUAAAUUCACACUGCCCACAGGAAGCAGUGAUGCAAGAGCAAGAUAUGCCAUUCCUUCGAGGUGGACCUGGAGUGUACAAGGUAGUGAAGACUGGCCCAUCAGGUCACAACAUCAGAAGCUGCCCUAACCUUAGAGGUAUCCCAAUUGGAAUGUUAGUUCUGGGAAACAAAGUCAAGGCAGUGGGCGAGGUGACUAAUUCGGAAGGUACAUGGGUGCAAAUGGAUAAGAACAGCAUGGUGGAGUUCUGUGAAAGUGAUGAAGGCGAGGCAUGGUCAUUAGCUAGAGACAGAGGUGGGAACCAGUACCUUCGACACGAAGAUGAGCAAGUCCUGCUAGAUCAGAAUGUUCAGACUCCUCCCCCAAGUCCUUUUUCAAUACAAGCUUUCAGUAAGGGGACAAGCUGCGGUAAUGGACAAGGGUUUGAUUAUGGCCUUGGAAAUAACAAAGGUGACCAACUGAGUGCCAUACUGAAUUCCAUUCAGUCACGGCCAAAUCUCCCAGCUCCUUCCAUCUUUGAUCAAGCUGCAAAACCUCCCUCUUCCCUAGUCCACAGUCCAUUUGUGUUCGGACAGCCCCUUUCCUUCCAGCAGCCUCAGCCACAGCUUCAGAGUGACCGAAUGAAUUUCACAGGAGCUGCUAGACCAGUUUCUCCAGCAGGAAAAUCAGAUAUGUCAUCAAAACACAGAGCUGACAGCAGGUCACCCAAGCUUGAUGUGCGAAUGAAUAGAGCUGCUGCUGACCAGAAGAAACCUAGGAAUACAGAAGGCAUAUCUGCCAGUGAGUCUCUUAUGCUGAAAUCAGAUGCUGCAAAAUUGCGGUCAGACUCUCACAGCAGGUCUUUGUCUCCAAAUCAUAACACUCUGCAAACACUAAAAACCGAUGGAAGAACAACUACUGGUCUGAGAGCUGAAUCUCCAGGGCCAGGAACCCGGUCGUCUUCUCCAAAGACAAAGACACUUACAGCCGUUAGAUCUGGUGCUAGUUCUCCACGAUCCUCAUCACCCCAGGACAAAACUCUACCUCAGAAAGCUUCAUCCCCUGUAAAAACAAAGCUUGAUCCUCCUCGAGAACGCUCUAAAUCAGAUUCUUACACAUUAGAUCCAGACACUCUUCGCAAAAAGAAGGUACCACUAACAGAACCCUUAAGAGGGAGGUCGACUUCACCCAAACCAAAAAUUAUUGCAAAAGAUGGAAAACCUGUUACAGAAACUGAAAACAGAGCUCCUUCUCCUCAUGUUGUACAAGAAAAUCUUCACAGUGAGGUAGUUGAAGUAUGUACUUCCAGUACUUUAAAGACGAACAGCAUUACAGAUAGCACCUGCGAAGACAACACAGAAUUCAGAUGUCUGGACGAUGGCUCUAACAAAGUUCAUUUCAGCAUCGGAAAAGCACCGCUGAAAGAUGAGCAAGACAUGAGAGCAUCUCCAAAAGUGAGCCGCAAAUGUGCUGGUAGGCACACAAGACCCAAAAAGGAAAAAUCCAGCUUUCUUUUCAAAGGAGAUGGUUCCAAGCCCGUAGAGCCUGCCAAGCAAGCAAUGUCACCUUCCGUUGCAGAAUGUGCUAGAGCUGUAUUUGCUGCAUUUCUUUGGCAUGAAGGAAUAGUUCAUGAUGCCAUGGCUUGUUCUUCUUUUUUGAAGUUUAAUCCAGAACUGUCCAAAGAGCAUGCGCCAAUACGGAGCAGUCUUACUCAACAACCUGCAGAGGAAAAAGAAACCAAGUUGAAAAAUAGACAUUCAUUGGAAAUAUCAUCUGCUCUUAACAUGUUCAACAUCUCCCCUCAUGGACCAGAUAUAUCUAAAAUGGGCAGCAUCAAUAAAAACAAAGUCCUCUCAAUGUUAAAAGAGCCACCUCUGCAUGAGAAGUGUGAGGAUGGAAAAACUGAAACUACCUCCUUUGAAACAUCCAGUCACCACACGAUGAAAUCAAAGUCUCCUCUUCCAUUAACCCUGCAGCACUUGGUAGCUUUCUGGGAAGAUAUUUCUUUAGCAACCAUUAAAGCAGCUUCCCAAAACAUGAUUUUUCCAAGUCCUGGUUCUUGUGCAGUGUUAAAGAAGAAGGAAAGUGACAAAGAUAACAAGAAAACCAAGAAAGAGAAAAAGAAAAAAGAGAAGGUUGAGACUAGGCCAAGGGGAAAUCUUUUUGGUGAGAUGGCCCAGCUUGCAGUGGGAGGACCUGAAAAAGACACCAUCUGUGAGUUGUGUGGAGAAUCCCAUCCCUAUCCAGUGACUUAUCACAUGAGACAAGCUCAUCCAGGUUGUGGCCGUUAUGCAGGUGGCCAAGGUUAUAAUAGCAUUGGGCACUUCUGUGGAGGAUGGGCUGGUAAUUGUGGUGAUGGUGGUAUUGGAGGAAGCACCUGGUAUUUGAUUAAACAAUCUAGGAGAAAACCAAUGCAAGUUAAGACUCCUCGUGCCUUGCCAACUAUGGAGGCUCAUCAAGUGAUUAAAGCCAAUGCACUGUAUUUACUGUCGCUGAGUAGUGCUGCUGAGCCCAGUAUCCUCUGCUAUCACCCUGCAAAAGCAUUCCAGUCCCAACUUCCCAGUGUCAAAGAAGGAAUUUCUGAAGACUUUCCUAUUAAAAUGCCAUGUCUCUAUCUACAGACUUUAGCAAGGCAUCAUCAUGAAAAUUUUGCUGGCUACCAGGAUGACAACCUUUUCCAGGAUGAGAUGAGGUACCUGCGCUCAACUUCAGUACCUGCACCGUACAUCUCAGUUACUCCUGAUGCAAGCCCUAACGUCUUUGAAGAGCCAGAGAGUAACAUGAAAUCUAUGCCCCCAAGCUUGGAAACCAGUCCAAUAACAGAUACAGAUCUUGCGAAGCGUACAGUCUUUCAAAGAUCAUAUUCGGUUGUUGCAUCAGAAUAUGAUAAACAGCACUCGAUUUUGCCAGCACGUGUAAAGGCGAUCCCUAGGAGACGAGUCAACAGUGGAGAUGCGGAAGUGGGGUCCUCUCUCCUGAGACAUCCAUCUCCUGAACUUUCUCGGUUAAUCUCCGCCCACAGCUCUCUUUCCAAAGGAGAGAGAAAUUUCCAGUGGCCAGUAUUGGCAUUUGUAAUCCAGCAUCAUGAUCUGGAAGGACUUGAAAUAGCAAUGAAACAAGCCUUACGGAAAUCUGCUUGCCGAGUCUUUGCCAUGGAGGAGAAAGACACAAGAGUAUGUGAACAUCCUCUGUCAGAUAUAGUGAUUGCUGGCGAAGCAGCUCACCCAUUACCCCACACUUUUCAUCGCCUCCUCCAGACAAUCUCUGAUCUUAUGAUGUCCCUUCCCAGUGGAAGUGCAUUACAGCAAAUGGCCUUAAGGUGCUGGAGUCUCAAAUUCAAACAAUCUGAUCACCAGUUCCUGCACCAAAGCAAUGUUUUUCAUCAUAUCAACAAUAUUUUGUCUAAAUCUGAUGAUGGAGAUAGUGAAGAGAGUUUUAGUAUCAGUAUUCAGUCUGGUUUUGAAGUCAUGAAUCAGGAACUGUGCAUAGUGGUUUGUCUAAAAGACCUGACCAGCAUUGUUGACAUUAAAACAUCAAGCCGACCUGCCAUGAUUGGUAGCUUAACAGAUGGAUCUACAGAAACAUUCUGGGAGUCAGGAGAUGAAGAUAAAAAUAAAACUAAAAACAUCACAAUUAACUGUGUAAAAGGAAUCAAUGCACGUUAUGUGUGUGUUCAUGUAGAUAAUUCCAGAGAUCUUGGGAACAAAGUGACUUCAAUGACCUUCCUAACGGGCAAGGCAGUAGAAGAUCUCUGCAGAAUAAAGCAGGUAGACUUGGAUUCAAGACAUAUUGGCUGGGUUACGAGUGAACUUCCUGGGGGUGACAAUCACAUCAUCAAAAUUGAAUUGAAGGGUCCGGAGAACACACUAAGAGUUCGACAAGUGAAAAUUCUUGGAUGGAAAGAUGGUGAAAGCAUUAAAAUAGCAGGCCAGAUUUCUGCAAGUGUAGCUCAACAAAGAAACUGUGAAUCUGAGACACUGCGAGUAUUCAGACUUAUUACAUCCCAGGUGUUUGGAAAACUCAUCUCCGGAGAUGCUGAGCCAACCCCAGAACAAGAAGAAAAAGCGCUGUUGUCUUCCCCAGAAGGAGAAGAAAAAGCAACAUCAGAUGCAGACCUGAAGGAGCACAUGGUAGGGAUCAUAUUCAGCCGGAGCAAACUGACAAAUUUGCAGAAGCAGGUGUGUGCUCAUAUAGUCCAGGCCAUACGAAUGGAAGCAACCCGUGUGCGUGAAGAAUGGGAGCAUGCCAUCUCUAGCAAAGAGAAUGCCAACUCGCAGCCCAACGAUGAAGAUGCUUCUUCUGACGCUUACUGCUUUGAGCUGCUGUCAAUGGUUCUGGCACUGAGCGGUUCCAACGUGGGCCGGCAAUAUCUGGCCCAGCAGCUGACUCUGCUCCAGGAUCUCUUCUCAUUACUACACACUGCUUCUCCCAGGGUGCAGAGACAGGUAACAUCAUUACUGAGACGUGUUUUGCCUGAGGUAACCCCUAGUCGCCUGGCUAGUAUUACAGGAGUGAAGUCUCUUCCACCAGCAGAUAUAAGUGAUAUCAUUCACUCAACAGAAAAAGGAGAUUGGAAUAAACUAGGUAUCCUGGACAUGUUUUUGGGAUGCAUUGCCAAAGCUCUCACUGUACAGCUGAAAGCCAAAGGAACUACUAUAACAGGGACAGCUGGCACUACUGCAGGCAAAGGAGUUACUACAGUCACGCUUCCAAUGAUCUUCAAUUCCAGCUAUAUUCGGCGAGGUGAAAGCCAUUGGUGGAUGAAGGGCUCAACACCUACACAGAUUUCAGAGAUCAUUAUUAAACUCAUUAAAGACAUGGCAGCAGGUCAUCUGUCGGAAGCUUGGUCUCGUGUAACAAAGAAUGCUAUUGCUGAAACCAUCAUAGCUCUGACCAAAAUGGAAGAAGAAUACAGAUCGCCAGUGAGAUGCAUUGCAACAACCAGACCAAUGUGUGAUAACCAUGAUGAUGGUGAAACUGCUGCAAUCAUUUUAUGUAAUGUCUGCGGGAAUUUGUGUACGGAUUGUGACAGAUUCCUUCACCUCCAUCGGCGAACAAAAACUCAUCAGAGACAGGUAUUCAAAGAAGAGGAGGAAGCUAUCAAAGUUGAUCUCCAUGAGGGCUGUGGUAGGACCAAACUUUUCUGGCUGAUGGCGUUAGCAGAUUCUAAAACUAUGAAAGCUAUGGUGGAGUUUAGAGAACAAACAGGCAAACCGACCACCAGCAGUUCUGAAGCGUGUCGUUUCUGUGGUUGUAGGAGCGGAACAGAAUUAUCAGCAGUGGGAAGCGUUUGUUCUGAUACAGAUUGCCAGGAGUACGCUAAAAUUGCCUGCAGCAAGACGCACCCCUGCGGCCAUCCAUGCGGAGGCGUUAAGAACGAGGAGCACUGUUUGCCGUGCUUGCACGGCUGUGAGAAGAGCACGACAACUCUGAAACAAGAUGCUGACGACAUGUGCAUGAUCUGCUUUACUGAAGCACUUUCAGCAGCACCAGCUAUCCAGAACAAAAUCAAUCAUUCAGUAUUAAAGGAUUUGCUUGAUCCAAUCAAAGAACUCUAUGAAGACGUACGGAGAAAAGCGCUAAUGAGACUGGAGUAUGAAGGGUUGCACAAGAGCGAGGCCAUCACAACACCAGGUGUCAGAUUUUAUAACGACCCAGCUGGCUACGCUAUGAACAGAUACGCUUACUAUGUUUGCUACAAGUGCAAAAAGGCGUAUUUUGGUGGUGAAGCUCGUUGCGAUGCUGAGGCUGGACAAGGAGAUGACUAUGAUCCAAGAGAGCUUAUUUGCGGUGCAUGCUCUGAUGUUUCAAGGGCUCAGCGUGCAGGAGUGGAGGGGCAGCAGGAGCAGCGCCCGAGUCAGGCUGGGCACCGCUGCUCUUCCCGGCUGACCGCACGCCGCCCGGGAGACGCGCGGCAGGACCUGGCGCUGCCACAUCCAGUGCGCAGCGCGUGCCGUACCAUUCCGAAGCCAACGUGUCGACCAGCACGUAAACGGUAUGGCUGCAUUUACACCAGGGAUUACAGCACUGCCGUGUUCCCGGGUCACGGAUUAGACGUCUGGAAUAGAAGCUUCAUGCGAGGGCAUCUGGUUUACAAAAGUCAUCUAGUUGUAAACUGA